Aricia agestis (brown argus) is the source of this 1162-nucleotide messenger RNA. RefSeq names its product ras-related protein Rab-23 (gene Rab23). Gene Ontology annotation, molecular function: GTP binding; GTPase activity. The transcript is spliced from 6 exons. The record is from RefSeq and is a predicted model, not a curated record. NCBI's taxonomy places the organism in Eukaryota, Metazoa, Arthropoda, Insecta, Lepidoptera, Lycaenidae. Bases 229 to 900 code for a protein of 223 amino acids.
ACUCCGAUUCAAUUUUCGAACGAAUCACUCAGUCUCGAACACACCGCCGACCAGUGUGGACGUACGCAAAGUUUUGUUGGUGAUUUCUGAAUGAAAUUGUGUGUGAUUGUGAUACAAAUAUUGUGAAUCAGUGUUACAAUGUUGUGUUGAAUGGUGAAUACCCCAAGGAGGCUUUUUAUGACCCACCUAAAGCGAAUUACAUAGUGUCCAGCUGGGCAUGGUGUGGUCAUGCGGGAGGAGGAGCUGGAGGUGGCGCUGAAGGUGGUGGUGGUGGGCGACGGCGGCGUCGGCAAGUCCAGCAUGAUCCAGCGGUACUGCCGCGGCACCUUCACGCGCGACUACAAGAAGACCAUCGGCGUCGACUUCCUGGAGCGGCAGAUCGAGAUCGACGGCGAGGAGGUCCGCCUGAUGCUGUGGGACACGGCUGGCCAGGAGGAGUUCGACGCGAUCACGAAGGCGUACUACCGCGGCGCGCACGCCUGCGUCCUCGCCUUCUCCACCACCGACAGGCACUCCUUCCUGGCGCUGCAUGAUUGGAAACUCAAGGUGGAGAACGAGUGCGGGGAGAUCCCCACCAUCAUCGUCCAGAACAAGAUCGACCUCAUGGACCAGUGCGUCGUGGGGCCCGAUGAAGCAGAGCUGGUGGCGGCGGCGCUGGGUUGCCGGCUGAUGCGGGCGUCGGUGAAGGAGGACGUGAACGUGGGCGCCGUGUUCCGCGCGCUCGCCUCGCGCUGCCUCGCCGACGCCAGGCAGGAGGCCCCGAGGGCGCCGCAGCCCGUGCCGCUCAUAGGUACGUUCACGAACCACAACAGCAACGGCACGAUCCUGCUGCGGCCGACCAAGCACCGCGCGGCCGGCAAGAAGAAAAACGUCCUCAAGAACGCCUGCCGAAUACUCUAGAGUUGACUUGAAAUUGACUAGCUCUUACUUGAGACACACAGAAAUUAACUAGCUAUCAGAGAAGUUAAUUCCAUUAAUCAUAGGCCACUUCUGUGUUUUAAUAGACCACUUCUGAGGUGUCACGGAGGUUACACUACGCAGAGAAAAAAUUUUGGGACUGGCUGAAGCAAUUGUCGAUGAAACACUUUAGAUGAGUGUAUAAUCUAGAAAAGUUUUGAUUUACAAUAACUAAAAAAUUGUGUGAUGAAGAAAUAAGAAAUGA